AACCGAGCGUGGACAAUAGCAUGCAGUAGAACCAAACUUAUCCUGAUUUAUGAUCUUCCUGGAACAUUUUUUCAUCCUGAUAGUGCUCCAUAUGAAUAACAGCUCCACGUCACACGACACUAAAAGAAGGUGUGGUUGUGACUGUUGAUUACACUGAGAAUCGGAGUGGACACGGACCACAGAGUGAAUCGGGGAGUAGAGGAACACAUCGAGUUGAGAGCUGAAGGAAUUUGUGGCAAUUUCAAGAAGCGUUUUUCCAGGAGUGACAGUUUUCCAGCUCACACAGCACGACCAGUUUCAAUAUGAGUAAUAAUCAGGGGAUUGAGUCCGCCUAUGACAACAAAGGAUUCCAGCACGACAAUGGACGACCUCCUCCGUACAACCAAGAGGGGCAGCAGCAGAUCUACCCUCCCCUGUUUCAAGAGACGCCCAACUACGUUGCUGUGACCUCAGCACCCGUCAACACCCAAUUCACUACAGCACCUUCACCACUUCCACCUACCAUAGGACAAAAGCAAGGAAAAAAGAAAUGUCCAUGGAGCUACAUCGUGUGUGCAGUUCUGUGUGUGCUUCUUGUCCUGGCAGUGAUCGGCACCUUGCUGUGGUACUUCUUAGUCCACCAGUGUUUACUGGGGAAGUCGUGUAGACCUGGAGGGAAGUGUUUGAGCCUGUCACAGUGGUGCGACGGAACCAGAGACUGUCCACAAGGAGAGGAUGAAACUCACUGCUUGCGUCUGAAAGGCGCCGAUUCCAUACUGGAAAGUUACACAACAGACAGCGAUAUGUGGCUGCCCGUGUGUGCUGAUUCCUGGAACAACGACUUUGGAAGGACUGUGUGCGAGCAGAUAGGCUACAUGAGCCAGGAUUAUGUGGCCUACAGUAAAAUCAGUACUUCAUCUCCCAAUGGUUACAUGAAGCUACAGUAUGGAAGUAACCCUGACUUUCCAUUUCAACCACAGCUCUUUUACAGCGCAAGCUGCUAUUCCGCAGCUGUCGCACUUACUUGUGUAGAAUGUGGUAAGAGCUCAGCAGCCCCUAAUUCUCGUAUCGUAGGUGGUACAGAGGCAAAGAGUGGAGCCUGGCCUUGGCAGGUCAGUCUUCAGAUAAAUGGUCAGCACCUUUGUGGAGGCUCCAUCAUCAGCCCUUACUGGAUCCUAUCUGCUGCCCACUGCUUCCAACGUUACAACAAUGCUUAUCAGUGGAGGGUCUACGCUGGCGGUGUGAGCCUUCGCUCUAUGACCUCUGGAAAAUCUGUUCAAAAAAUCAUAAAUCAUGAAAACUAUGACCCAGAUACUCACGACAAUGACAUCGCUCUACUAAGGCUCACUUCACCUCUGACUUUAUCUAGCACGGUGAAACCAGUGUGUCUCCCCAACGCUGGAGUUAACCUCGCAGCUGAACGUCAAGCCUGGAUCACAGGAUGGGGAUCCUUACGCGUAUCUGGACCUACCCCUGACAGACUCAAUCAGGCACAGGUGACUAUUUACAGCGAAGAGACUUGUAACAGACAAAGUGUGUUGAACGGAAAAGUCACUGAGACCAUGUUCUGUGCUGGGAAACUGGCGGGAGGAGUCGACACGUGUCAGGGUGACAGUGGAGGGCCUCUAGUGGUCAAGGAGGGAAAUCUGUGGUGGCUGGCAGGGGACACCAGCUGGGGCUAUGGAUGUGCUCUGAGGAACAAGCCAGGCGUCUAUGGCAAUGUUACCUACUUCCUUAACUGGGUAUAUGGACAAAUGCAGAAUGACUGAUCGAGACAUCAAACACACCUGAAGGCAUACCUCUUUCAUUAAGCGGCACUACUUAAACACUCAGCACUUUGAAUCUGUGACUACGCUGGAACUUUGGGAAGAUUCAGGAAGAUUGUAAAGCAAAACUGAUUAUAGCAAUUUUCAAUAUCAAUUAUUGAUACAAGUGAUGGUUAUACUUGAACAAAAAUCUAUCUAUUUUGUUAUAAUUAUUUUUUGUUUGUUUUGAUUUUUUUGCACAAAGAGCUGAGUUUGGGUUUGACAUUGUGACAUUAAAUGUUCUGUAGAUGUAGACAUUUGUCUGCAGUCUCAGGUGGCUCAUACCUGCAGUUCAUUUGACUGUUACUACACAUACUGGAAAAACUCCACCUGCAGUCCUGCAUCUACCUGCUGCCUCUAGAAACGCACUCAGUGAGCACUUAGCAGGCACAGGGGCAUACGGUAUGGCUGGACAUGCUAUUGCAACAGUAUGCAGCGAUGACCAUUUCAACAGACUUCCCUCUCAUUUUAUGAUUGGAUAGAACCUCAUGCCACUAGCUUGCAAUUUUGUUUAUUUAUUUUAAAUCAUUUUUAUUUCCGAGCUACAGUGCACAGGAAGUUACAACUGAAUUAUCAAUUAAACUUUAAUAACUAAGUGUUUCAACACAUGUCAUAGUCUAUAUGUAUGUUGCAGUUUAAAAAUUGGUAUCCUUUCAUUCAGAAUCACUAAAACUGUACAUCAGAGGUUAAAGCUGAUUUCAUUGUGGACAGUCAUACAACUCUUAUUUAGUUUUUUCUUUACAUUUGAAUCAACUUCUGUGAUUUUGAAUGAACAACGCAGGGUGAUGACAUCACCAGUCCUUCAGUGUUUAUGUGACUGCAGCUCUCCAGGCAAAUGAAGUCAAACAUUUGAGUGCAGAAGACGAAUCAAAAAUAAACAACAGUCGGGCGUCAUUUGCUUAGAGUCAAACAACAUCAAACUGUGAGAUGAGUCCUGGUUGAUCCAAUCCUGGCUCAGGGUCAGGACAACAGGGCAGUUUCUUCAUUCAUUUCUUAAUUUUGAGAUCAGUUGUUUUUUUGUUUUGUUUUUUAAAUCUGUUGUUUUGUUUUUCACUGUUUAACAGUUAUUUCAUUUUGUCAUAGUAGAAUUUCCACCAAAGUUAUUUAAGAAGUUAGCCAUAGUUUUAUUUUGCAUCACUUAAGCAAUUGAGUUUCUUACGUAUUUUAUCUGUCAUAACAUAUUUUUAGUAUUUGAAUAUGUGUUAUUCUGUACUGAAGUACUUUUGUGCUUUAUGAGCUCUUGCAUCAGGACGGCCACAAGGAGAGUCCUUUUUGGUAUCACUUUUCACAUACUUCAUUCCUUUUCUAAUCACCUUAUGUGCAAUAAUUAUAAUAAUUAAAAUGAAAAAUGGAGAUCUGGAAGACUUUUUGAGAAGGGAAGGGGCGUCACCAUCAUAGAGAAUGAGAUCAGAGAAUGUCUUUCUUUAGUAAGGCCUUAUAUUAAAUGUAUAAUAGAUGUAAUCAGACACUGUACAGCAGAGAUCACUGAGGCAUUCUGUGACCUCCUGCCGGAACUGAAAUCAUGGUGUCUAUCUGUGAACUUUAGCUCAUGAUAGACUCCUGUUCUACUUGACUUUGUGUUUUUGUUUUGUUUUUAGGAACAAUAUGCCCUGUUGUUGUUUUUUCCAAGCUAUAAUAUUAAAUAUUUCAUAAUGAUAUGUAGUUGUAAUAACAGUUUGGACUAUACAGUAAAUGGCCAUCAAAGGACCUGGGGAAGAACUGUUUUGUGCUUGUCCCUUUUAAAUAAAAAUAAAAAUCCGUUUGACCUUGUACAA
Messenger RNA from Solea senegalensis (Senegalese sole), 3559 nucleotides. It is a transcript of the gene tmprss2, whose product is annotated as transmembrane serine protease 2. NCBI's taxonomy places the organism in Eukaryota, Metazoa, Chordata, Actinopteri, Pleuronectiformes, Soleidae. The transcript is spliced from 15 exons. Gene Ontology annotation, biological process: proteolysis. Bases 303 to 1748 code for a protein of 481 amino acids. Gene Ontology annotation, cellular component: membrane. The record is from RefSeq and is a predicted model, not a curated record. Gene Ontology annotation, molecular function: protein binding; serine-type endopeptidase activity.